AUGCCCGUGCCAGAAGGGCACAAUACUAGGGAACCGUCACAGCCUUAUUUUCAGGACUAUGUUACCCUACUGCCAAAGAAAAGUACAACCUCCUGCUCCUCUUCGCGCAACUACUUCCCGCCGACAGACACAGUCACUCUGUCCGGCAGCCUCUACCACCGUUACAAGCCCAACAAAUGGACCCGCCUCGGUCUCUGCAUGCUGACAACCUCGGCCCGCUUCCUGGGCUUCAAAAAAUCCCCUCUUGGCGGCAGCGGUGCUAACGGUACCCAGUCCUCGGUUCCUCCCAGUGUGGCUGUCUUCCUCUGCAGUGCCUCCUCAGCGGUCUAUGCAGGACGUGAUUCUGGCAUGGACCACGUCAUCAAGAUCACCCACCCGGCACCCCAGCUGGCCACUGUAUUAGCCGCUGACUCGGAAGAAGAGGCCAUGAUAUGGAUUCAGGUAAAUCAAGUGUUUGUUGAUAAACGUUCACCCGACCGCUAG
This is a messenger RNA of Dibothriocephalus latus, 483 nucleotides long. Lineage: Eukaryota; Metazoa; Platyhelminthes; Cestoda; Diphyllobothriidea; Diphyllobothriidae. The record is from the annotation of a GenBank genome assembly.